This is a messenger RNA of Lodderomyces elongisporus, 1899 nucleotides long. RefSeq names its product bifunctional K:H/Na:H antiporter (gene NHX1). Gene Ontology annotation, biological process: sodium ion transport; vacuolar acidification; proton transmembrane transport. NCBI's taxonomy places the organism in Eukaryota, Fungi, Ascomycota, Pichiomycetes, Serinales, Debaryomycetaceae. Bases 1 to 1899 code for a protein of 632 amino acids. Gene Ontology annotation, molecular function: sodium:proton antiporter activity; potassium:proton antiporter activity. Gene Ontology annotation, cellular component: early endosome; late endosome; fungal-type vacuole membrane. The record is from RefSeq and is a predicted model, not a curated record. The transcript has a single exon.
AUGUCUAGUUUGGCAAUUUACACAUUAAAGCAUUUGAUCAAGCGAGCCGUGUCGGACGACUUGGACGAUUCGCCGGACUUGCCAACUCCCGGUGAUGACAACUUAGAAGAUUCCAACCCAGUCGAAAAUGAGAUAUUCUCCUCAUGGGCAUUAUUCAUCUUGAUUUUCUUGCUCAUGAGUGCAUUGUGGGCAUCUUAUUUCUUGCAACAAAGAAGAAUCAAGGCCAUUCAUGAGACUGUAUUGUCUAUUUUCUGUGGAAUGAUUGUUGGCUUGAUCAUACGAUUGGCACCUGGUCAUUAUGUCCAAGAUGCAGUGAAAUUCAACCCUGGCUAUUUCUUCAACAUCCUUUUACCGCCCAUUAUCUUAAAUAGUGGAUAUGAGCUACAUCAGGCGAAUUUCUUUAGAAAUAUUGGAAGUAUCCUUACAUUUGCAAUUCCAGGUACCUUUAUAUCCUCAUUAGUGGUGGGUAUCAUUGUGUACAUUUGGACUAAAUUAGGGUUGGACAAUGUCAACUUGGAGUUUGUUGAUGCCUUGGCAGUUGGAGCUACAUUAUCGGCUACAGACCCUGUGACAAUCUUGUCCAUUUUCAAUGCAUACAAAGUGGACCCUAAAUUGUAUACAAUUAUUUUUGGUGAAUCAUUACUCAAUGACGCUAUUUCCAUUGUCAUGUUUGAAACUUGUCAAAAGUUUCAUGGACAACCCGUUAGAUUCUCGUCGUUUUUUGAAGGUAUUGGAUUAUUCUUGAUGACAUUUACCAUUUCAACAAUUAUUGGUAUUUUCAUUGGUGUUUUGGUUGCAUUGAUAUUGAAACACUCGCACAUUAGAAGAUAUCCACAGAUUGAAACAUGUUUGGUGUUGCUAUUUGCAUACCAGUCCUAUUUCUUUUCCAAUGGUGCUCACAUGUCUGGUAUUGUGUCAUUAUUAUUCUGCGGAAUCACCCUCAAACACUAUGCUUACUACAAUAUGUCAAGAAGAACACAGAUUGCUACGAAGUACGUGUUCCAACUUCUUGCACAAUUAUCAGAAAACUUUAUCUUUAUUUAUCUUGGACUUUCAUUAUUCACUGAGGUUGAACUUGUGUUUAAACCAUUAUUGAUCAUUGUUGCAUUCAUCUCCAUAUGUGUUGCUAGGUGGUCAGCAGUGUUCCCGCUUUCUAGGUUCCUCAACUUUGUUUACCGUGCAAGACUCGAAAAGUAUAGCGGUAUUGUCAAUUCACCAGGCGGAUUAGGAUUGAGUGUGCCCGACGAGAUCAGCCACUCGUAUCAGAUGAUGAUCUUUUGGGCCGGUCUUCGUGGUGCUGUUGGUGUGGCAUUGGCGAUGGGGUUCAAGGGUGAAGCCAAGUGGACUUUAUUGGCCACAGUCUUGGUUGUUGUGGUUCUUACAGUGAUUUUGUUUGGUGGAACUACCGCGUCAAUGUUGGAAAUCCUUGGUAUCAAGAUUGGAUGUGUUGACGAGAGCGCAGAGUCUGAUGAUGAGUUUGACAUUGAAGCACCUAGAUUGUCGCAUUUGCCUCCACAGACAAUGGGAAGUCGAAGGUUUGCCAAGUCGCCAAAAAUCAAUCCGUUUAAAGAUAACAUUGCGUCGAGUACCAAUUCUUCUGUUAAUAAUCUUCUUGACGCAGACUCUGAUCCAAAUAUUGGAGCUGAAGCAGACGACGAAGUUGAAGGAGCAUUUGCAAGUGAUGUGGAUGAAAUGCUGGAUGUACCAGCAUCAUCAAGAAAUAGCUAUGCUAACGCAAACAAUGAUAGAGGUGUACUCGGUGCAAUUCUCAGUGCCGAAGAGCAUGCCAAGUGGUUUACAAGAUUUGACGAAGAGGUUCUUAAGCCGGUAUUGUUGGAUACAUUACCCAAUACGCAAAAUGGUAAUUCAAAUAACCCCAAUGGAAUGAGAAGAGAUUAA